Messenger RNA from Pararge aegeria (speckled wood butterfly), 2394 nucleotides. RefSeq lists its product as uncharacterized. NCBI's taxonomy places the organism in Eukaryota, Metazoa, Arthropoda, Insecta, Lepidoptera, Nymphalidae. The coding region runs from base 207 to 1943 and encodes 578 amino acids. The record is from RefSeq and is a predicted model, not a curated record. The transcript has 3 exons.
UACAAAAACAAAAUACGGCCGCUAAGUGACACAAGUGUGACAUAUUGUUUACAAAGAAAACAAAAUACAAAUACGAAACAUGUCCUUUUAAUUUAUAUAUUAAAUCAAAUUCUUGUGUGACCAAAACCUGACAUUUAAUUUUGGGUAUAAAAUUUACUUUUGCGUUUCUACACGACCGUGGUGAUUUCCAGAUAUUGGUGUUGAAAAUGGACGGUUCUAUUCUCGAACGCAGUGAUUCAGAGUCUGGGGAUAGCUGGACGUUACUCGAGCACAGUCCUUCUCCUGGGGAUGAUGCUCCGGAUUUUACUGAACCUCUUUUAGAAAGCAGAGCAGAGAACCAUGAAAAAGAUGAAGACACAGAUGGGAUAUCUAUUAUUAGUGACAGCGAACCCGAUUCGCCUUCACCCUGCCAACUCUAUGAACACUAUGUAUCUGAUGAUAUCCGUCCAACAGAAAAUGAAAUAACACAAUGUAUAUCGGCUAAUCAACCUCCAAACAAAACUGAUGACCAAGUUGAACCUGUGAGAGAAGACAUUGGCUUUCUCAGUGUCAACGAUAUGAAACAUAGGACCUAUGUACAUAGGCGAAAUAAAAGAUUGAGUACUAUGCUCAACAUUAUUGUUUUAGGAAGUGUUAUCACAGCUGCGGGCGUGGCUAUCGGUCACAUGUGGGGCGCCAAAACAGACUGUUCCAUGCAUACUACACCAAAUGUAAAUAAAAUCUUAUCUAAUCUUUACAAACUACAGGAAGAGAAUGCAUACUUGCGAAGUAAACUGAAAGAAUUAACUACAUUAAAUCAUUAUCAAAUCAAUAUACAAAAGACUUCUAAGCAAAACAGAUGUAGAAAAAUGUUUGAAGAAUCAUUAAAUAAUGAUAAUAUUGAUAAACUUACCAAAUGUCUUGACAAUAAAUUUGAUGAUGCUGAUAAAAUGCUUAAAAGCCAUUUAGUUGAUCCUAAUUAUGAAAAAGAAUUUAUAUCAGACAUUGAUAAAUUAAAGAAUGUAUAUCUUCAAAAUAAAAGUUGGUUGGAUGAUGAAAUUAAUCAAAGGCUUAAGCAAGAAGAAGAGUCCUUGAAGAAGUUAAAACACAAACAUAUUUCAAAACUUCACAAAAUAAAUGAAGAAAAGAAUACAAACAUAAUGGAUGAGCAAGAAACGGUAACCAAAGCGGUUGUUGAUAAUUUGGAUAUGCAAGAUGAAUCCAUGCAAAAUUCUGCUACAGAUAAAAUAGUAAGCUAUGCCGAUUCCCUGAAAUCCACUGAUAAGAUAAAAAAGUUGAUUGAAAAUAAAGAAGAUAACAAAACAUAUAAAGUAGAAAAUAAAGAAAUGAAUAGUAACAAAAAUUUUAAACGUGAAUCUGUACGUAAAUUUGAUUAUUCAGUGAGUGAAGAAGAGUUUCAAAAGGAUAACCGGUACAAAAACCAGAAAUACAAACCAGAAAAACAGAAAAAAGAUCGACAAAAGUCAAAUAAAAAACAAAAGAGGAAGAAUAAGUAUGAACAGUGGGAAAUGAAAGGCGGUUUUAUGAAAGACUAUGAUGAAAUUUCAUUUGCAUCGUCACAGGACGCGGAAAGCGGAAUCAAAAAUGAAAAUUCAAAAUACGAGAUUGAAGAUAAUAUUACCCAUCAUAAAGAUAACACUAAAAACGAUAAACAGGCUGAUAAAAUAGACAUGACAGCAGAAAAUUAUAAGACAAUACCUGAUAAGGGCCCCAAAAAAGGCUACUAUGUCGGGGUCGACGGCAGUAGCUGGUUAGAGAAAAGGGCGACGUUUCGUUCUGAAGCUAGGAAAAGAAUAGAGCACGAGCUGUUUGGUGAAAGUCCUAAUACUGCAGGAUGGUAUUUCAGGCGCAUGCGUAAACGAGAGCAGUGUCGUGCCAAAGGCGAUAACAGUACUUAUCGGAAAUUAUUGAAACGCAAUAUGAAUUUUAAAAUGAAACAUUAAAUACUAUGCUAAAAUAGAAAAUGCAUAACUACACUUCCAUUUUUUCUUACUUGUCUUGUAAUGUAAACAAUGCUUUUAUUAAUUUUUAGUUGAAAGUUUAAAAAUAUAAAUUAAACAAGAAAACAAAUAUAAACAAACUAAGUAAAAAGAGAUUCCUUUGUGUGUUUGAUUUAUUCAAUUAACAAUUAUAAAUAAACAAAGAAAUUGUGAAGGUUAUAAGACAAUUGAGAAAAAAUAGAUUAAGUACAUUUCGUAGAUACGACAAAUCGUGCGACGGGUCGUAGUAGCAGCAUAGUUGUUUAAAUUUCGCAUUAUAAUGAAAUUAUAUGUUAGCCGUAUUGAACUCUUUAUAAUUCUACUUAUAUAUACAUAGGUGCCAAUUUUGUACAUAAUCUGUAAACGGAACUAAAUUGUCAUGAAUAAAAAUAGUGUUAUCCUUUUCUACAAAGGA